Messenger RNA from Cataglyphis hispanica, 1058 nucleotides. It is a transcript of the gene Prosalpha6, whose product is annotated as proteasome subunit alpha type-1. The transcript has 5 exons. Gene Ontology annotation, biological process: ubiquitin-dependent protein catabolic process. The record is from RefSeq and is a predicted model, not a curated record. Gene Ontology annotation, cellular component: proteasome core complex, alpha-subunit complex; nucleus; proteasome core complex. Lineage: Eukaryota; Metazoa; Arthropoda; Insecta; Hymenoptera; Formicidae. The coding region runs from base 140 to 973 and encodes 277 amino acids.
GUCAAUAAUGACAGGACGUACUAUGAUGCUGGAUGACUGUUGAUUUACGAAAGUCAAGCCGCGAGUGUUAUUUUGCAAAUAAUAUAUGUUGCUAUCUUAUUAUCUAUAUCUUCAUCAUUAAGAAAAACGAUUUAUAAAAAUGUUCCGCAAUCAGUAUGAUAGUGAUGUAACAGUAUGGAGUCCGCAAGGACGUCUACAUCAAGUGGAAUAUGCCAUGGAAGCUGUAAAAUUGGGAUCAGCAACUGUCGGUCUCAAGAAUAAAACACAUGCUGUUCUUAUUGCAUUGAAAAGAGCAACAUCGGAAUUAUCAGCUCACCAGAAGAAGAUUAUACCAAUAGACAAGCAUAUGGGGAUCAGUAUCUCGGGUUUAACUGCUGAUGCAAGAAUAUUGAGCCGUUAUAUGCGAACCGAAUGCUUGAACUAUAAGUACGCUCAUGACGAUACAUUACCUGUGAGUCGUUUAAUCGCGUCUCUGGGAAAUAAAAUGCAAACAUGCACACAGAGAUACGAUAGACGUCCGUUCGGUGUCGGUUUACUCGUGGCAGGUUACGAUGAUCAAGGUCCACAUAUAUAUCAGACAUGUCCAUCGGCGAAUUAUUUCGAUUGUAAAGCAAUGGCUAUAGGAUCUCGCUCUCAAAGUGCGAGAACGUACUUGGAGAAACAUCUGAAUGAAUUUUUAUCGUGCGAUCUUGACGAGUUAGUAAAGCAUGGCCUUAGAGCGUUACGCGACACCUUACCUAACGAAGUUGAUCUAUCAGUGAAGAACGUAUCAAUUGGGAUAGUAGGAAAGGAUUAUGAUUUCACGAUUCUCGACGAAACCACAACGGCCACCUAUUUGUCUCAAAUCGAAGGGGAUGACAAACGCGGAAGACCUGCAGAGCAGGUUAUGCAAGAUGAUAGACCUCCGCAAGAUCCGCCUGCCGACGAAGACCCGCAAGAUCCUCAAGUAGCCAUUGCCAUGGAUACAGAUUAAAUAAUAUAAAAAUUAAACACAAUACAUAAAAAAAAUUAUCCUAUACAAUUUAUAUAUAAAAAUUAAAGCGCAUUUUAUGCUUAAA